This is a messenger RNA of Cicer arietinum (chickpea), 1220 nucleotides long. The record is from RefSeq and is a predicted model, not a curated record. NCBI's taxonomy places the organism in Eukaryota, Viridiplantae, Streptophyta, Magnoliopsida, Fabales, Fabaceae.
UCCUGGAGGACAUAUGAAAGAGCUUCUUUGGUUGGCAGCAAGAGCUACUGUGGUCCAGGAUUGGGAGAAAGCAAUGCAAAAAAUUAAGGCAAUCAAUGAAGAUGCAUGGAAAGACAUGAUGCAACUUCCACCAUCUAUGUGGACUAGGUCAGCAUUUCGCACUGAUACACAAUGUGACCUUCAAGUAAACAACAUGUGUGAGGCUUUCAACAUGGCUGUAUUGGAGUAUAGAGAUAAGCCUAUCAUAACAUUACUUGAAGGUUUGAAACAUUACAUUACAGUAAGGAUUGUGAAACAAAAAGAACUCAUGCUACGAUAUAGAGGCAAUAUAUGUCCUAGUAUUCAACAAAUAUUGGAAAAGGCAAAAAGAGCAGCUGGGUGUUGGUUCGCAACUUGGCAUGGAGAUGAUGAUUUUAACUUGUUUAGUGUCACAAAUGGUGUAGAUACUUAUACGGUAAAUCUACACACAAAAACUUGUGCUUGUCGUAAGUGGGAUUUGACCGGUAUUCCGUGUUGCCAUGCUCUUGUUUGCAUAUGGCAUAACAAAGCUGAUCCAGAAUCGUACGUUUCACCUUAUUAUAGGAAAACAAACUUCUUGACAUGUUACUCUUACAUUAUAAUGCCAUCAAAUGGACCAAAACUUUGGCAUGCAUCAAAUGGAGAUCCUAUAAAUCCCCCAAUCAUGAGAAGAGCACCGGGUAGACCAAAGAAAAAAAGGAACAAGUCCAAUGACGAGUCAAAAGGUUCUAACAAACUACCAAGACAGUUUGCAACUGUGAAAUGUAAGAACUGUGGGAAGCUUGGCCACAACACGAGGACAUGCAAGGGUAAAAGUGCAACAGAUAGAGAGAUACCAAAAGGUGGAAAUAACAUCAACAGAACAAAGAGAGCAAAGACAACAAGGGUUGGAGGUGAUGAGGGAGAAACACCAACAAUUUUAUCUCAAGAUUCACAAGCUCCACAAAUUCAAGAUUCACAAAUCAAUUGAAGACACGAAACUUGUGAUUUUUAUUUUGGUUAUUAUGAAUAUGUAAUCAUACUUGGACCUAUAUAAUUUGGUGACUAUGAAUAUGUACUUUUAUUUUGGUUACUUGUGAAGGAACAAUUUUAUUUUGUAAUGCAUUAGUAUGACAUUUUGUUGGACUUAAGUUAUGGAACGAUUAUUUUGUAAUGCAGUAGUAUGUAAUGAUGGAAUGAUAUCAAAAUUCUAACUUCAGAUU